Molecule: messenger RNA, 1552 nt
Organism: Pantherophis guttatus
Lineage: Eukaryota; Metazoa; Chordata; Lepidosauria; Squamata; Colubridae
Gene: HYLS1
Product: HYLS1 centriolar and ciliogenesis associated
Biological process (GO): cilium assembly
Cellular component (GO): centriole; non-motile cilium
Source: RefSeq, a predicted model, not a curated record
UUUCAAGAACGACAGUUGGGGAGCGGCUUUAACGGUUUGUCUGGCAACGGGGAAGGCGGCGCGGGUGCGGCGGUGGCCAGGUAAAUUCAUGAACAUUUUGAAGCAAUAUUACUUGCUAGAAGAUAUUACAGAAGAAUCUGUUUUAAACCACCUUUAUACUUGGAUCCUCCAUUUCUAAGCUGGCUAAAGAGGAGCAAAAAAUACCUUUUCCAGAAUUCAUAACUACCCCGACUGAGAGAAGCAAUGCAAGCCCUGGCACGACCCAACCGAUACAGAUGGAACUCUAUGAGCAGGGAAGAACGGCUCAAAGAAGCCGCCAUGGACUUUAUUCGCAUGUGUGCAGAACAGGGUGAUGGUGAUAGCCCGAGACAACUUCAAGUGGCCCCUCAGCUGGACCCCUACCCGAGAGCCUCGGUGGCCUCAGUGGCCAGACCUAUGCUUCCUACGAUGAUCAGGCAAGGUCAGACUGAAUCCAGGUUCCAGUCAGACAACCUCGAGAAUUCCAGAGUUUCUAAGAAACCUGUGAUGAAAAGGAAAGUUCUGAGGCGAACGCCUGACGGAGAAGUGCAGGUGACAGAUGAAUCUAUCACUAGUGAGACAGAAUCCAACAAUCCAAGUGUCCACCAAUCCAGUCCUGAAUGUGAGAACUUAAAUCAGAGAAUGUACCUUCUGAAUGCUCAGGAGAAGGAGGAAGAGUGUAAUGAGGAGAACCAGCCCCAAAGUUCCCCUGGGUCAGUCUGUUCCUGGAGUCCUUCGGAGGAAAGCCAGAAUCAGUGUUCCCGAAAAGAGAGCCAGAGCCUCAGUUCUUCGUCCUUUGAGCAGGACUUCAUCCUAACUGGCUACCCCAAGUCUUUCAUAUUACCAAAGCUGGAGCAGCUCAAUCGGAACAGAAUGAAGACCGAUCGAGUUGCCCGUUACCUGGAACACAAACACGACUGGGAAUCCCUGCGGCUUCCAGGAGAAGACCCCAGGAAAGGUGUGCGCUGGAGCAUUCGGGAACAGAUGCUCUACAAGUCAGAAUUGCCUCCUAAGGCUCAGCCUGUUUAUAUCCCCAACAAUUAUCUGGUGCCUACAGAGAAGAAGAGAUCUGCCCUGCGCUGGGGAAUACGCUGUGACUUGGCAAACGGUGUGGUGCCUAAAAACAUCUACUCCUCCUAAGAACCUGGAAUCUUUAAAAUGUCAUACACAGAAGAACUUAGUAGAUCCCAAAAAGCUAGCUACCUCAAUUUUGCAGCUAAGCUAUUUUUAUUUCUUUCCAAUUCCAAACCCUACCCAUUUAAUCUUAAAUUCUAUCUUGGAUCUGAAUGCCUACUUUCUUUCAAAAGAUUUUUUAAAAGCUACUGUUGUCUCAGAUCAUAUUAUUUGAAUGUAAAUAUUACCUUAUAAAAAGGUAGGCAGAAGAUGAAUCAAAAUCUACUGAAGUAUAGUCAAGAAAAAGGAUCCUUGUUUUUUCCCCCAAGAUGCUUUACACACAGUCCCUCUUUGAACUCCUGAACUUUUAAAAAGUUUUAACUUCUGGAUGUAUAGAUUAAAUUAAAUUUAUGAAGUGAAA